AUGUGUGACAAGCCAGACCUCUCAGAGAUAUAGAAAUUCAACAAGAGGAAGCUGAAGAAAAACAAAGAGAAGAACAUGCUGCCCUCCAAGGAGACUAUUGAACAGGAGAAGGAAUGUAUGAAGUCUUUCUAG
Messenger RNA from Balearica regulorum gibbericeps (East African grey crowned-crane), 132 nucleotides. Lineage: Eukaryota; Metazoa; Chordata; Aves; Gruiformes; Gruidae. The record is from RefSeq and is a predicted model, not a curated record.